Molecule: messenger RNA, 879 nt
Organism: Papilio machaon (common yellow swallowtail)
Lineage: Eukaryota; Metazoa; Arthropoda; Insecta; Lepidoptera; Papilionidae
Exons: 5
Coding region: 48-827 (259 amino acids)
Source: RefSeq, a predicted model, not a curated record
UGUUUAGUAGUAAUCCUCGAAAGGUUCCAUCAAAAACCCUCAGCAUCAUGAAUAUAGGAAAAGAAUACUUCUUAUUUUUGACUGCAACGUCAAUCUUUUUGUGUGAAUCUGCAUUUGUGGAUACUUUACAGAAAUGUAGUAUAGAAGACAAUGAAUGUUCAAGGAACUUUUAUCAGUCACUAGUUGAAACAUUAGCCGAGAAAGGCGCAACAGAUAUUGGUGUAGAAAAAAUCGAUCCGAUGGAAUUGAAAGAUGUCCACGUGUCUAUUCUGGAUCUCUUAAACUUGACUUUAGCAGAAGGCAACGUCGUUGGAGUUCAGACUUGUACUAUUAAAAGUUUUAAGAACGAUUUAGAAAAUAGAAAUGCAAAAUUGAAAGUUUUUUGUAAACACCUCGAGAUCCAGGGUAACUACCAAGUUGAUCUCAUCAGUUCGCUAUUGAAUAUACAGGGAAUCGGUGACAAGGUGCACGGGGCAGGACAUGCUAAAGUCAUCAUUGAUAAAAUUGAAGCCCGAAUUGACUUUCCGUAUAUCUUAGCGAAACAAGACAAUGAUGUAUACUUAAAAAUUCAAAAGGAUUUGACAUACAGUUUCAAAGUUUUAGGAAAAGCAACUUUUGUGGCUGAUAAUCUAAUAGAUGGUGAUACAAAAGCUAGUAAUAACGUCAUACAGUAUUUGAACGACCAUUGGAAAUUGAUUUUGGACACAUUCGGAAAAGUAUUCUUUGAUAAAACCAUAGAAUACGUACAACUCUUCAGCAGUAAAGUUUUCGAUAAAGUUCCAACAAAAUAUUACAUUAUUGAAGAUUUGUCUGCUUACGUCAAGUAAAAUUAAUUUCCUUUUUAAUUGUUACCUCCUUGCAUUUGCAAGAUAUUGUUAU